CGUUCUCUUCCUCCAAUUAAUAUAUUGUAUGAGAAUGAAUUAAUUUCUGUAAAUAGUCAUGUUAAAUUUUUAGGUUUAAUUUUAGAUUCAAAAUUGAAUGGAAUUCAACAUUGUAAUUACAUUACAAACAAGUGUUUGAGUAAUAUGAAUAUCUUGCGUUCUCUUGCCGGUGUAUGGUGGGGUGCCCACCCAUUCAAUUUAAAACUUUUAUAUAAUGCCAUAGUAAGAUCAGUUUUAGAUUAUGGUACUUUUUUACUUCAACCAGGGGAUGUGAAUGCUUUCAAAAAACUAGACUCUAUACAGUCUAAAGCACUCCGAAUUAUCACUGGAGCCAUGAAAUCUAGUCCUGUUACAGCAUUACAGGUAGAAUGUGUUGAUCCUCCUCUUCAUUUGAGACGUCAAUAUUUAUCGGAUAAAUUCGUUUUCAAAUCCCUACAAAUCCAAAAUAAUCACAUUAUUACCAAACUUAAAACUCUAAAUGAGCUCAUAGAAUCCUCUUCAUUUUGGAAACAUAAACGGUUACCAUGUUUAAUAAUUAGCUAUAGAAAAUAUUUGUCUAUUCAAACUCCAACUCAUCACUCUCAUAUUUUCCCUCUAUUUUGUGUAAACUAUAAGGCAUUGAUUUUAAAGCCGGAUAUUCAUCUUGACAUGGGUGUUUCUAAGUACCAACCGCAACCAAAUACUAACUUUAAUUUCGUAAUAGACCAAGAUUGGAAUGACUAUAACCAUAUAUAUACAGAUGCUUCUAAACACCCUCAAGGUUGUGUUGGUGUAGGAGUCUAUCAUUCGCAAUCAAAAAUAGUUGAAAAGAUAAAAUUACCAUCUGAAACAUCAGUGUUCACUGGUGAAUGUUUUGGAAUAUACAAGGCCAUAGAAUACAUUUUGAUAUUUAAAAUAAAGAAAACAUUAAUACUAACCGAUUCAAAGAGUGCUUUACAGGCUCUUGCAAAAUUUCCUUUUAAAUCUCAACCUAUUUACCCUAUUCUCUUAGACUGCAGAAAAUUGUUAAUGAGAUGUAUGGAUCAAAAUCUUACAGUAUCAUUUGUAUGGAUACCUAGCCAUUGCGGAAUUAAAGGAAAUGAAAUAGUUGAUGGAAUUGCAAACGAGGCUAUCAAUUGUGGUGAUAUUUAUUGUUUCAAAAAUUAUAGUCAUGAUUUAGUUAGCCUCCCUAAAACAUAUUUGAAUAAUGCUUGGAGUGCACAGUGGUAUAAUGGCGAUAAAGCGAAAUAUUACCGAAGGGUACAACCAACCAUUCCUUCCAAACCAUGGUUCUACAAAUAUAAUUUUAAACGCCAUGAGACUUCCAGUUUGAUACGGAUGAGAUUAGGCCACACAUGUAGUCCGGCUCAUCUAGCGACGAUCGGAGUGCUGGAUAGCAAUAAGUGUGAAUGCGGUGCGGACAUUGGCGAUUUAAAUCACAUUAUUCUUUCAUGUCCCCUUUUUGAUCAUUCACUUCUAUAUAGUUCUUUAUCAUCACUUAGUAUUCCUUUCCCUAUAUCUGUACCUUAUUUAUUACAUACAGUAGACCCAGUUAUUUAUAAAAUUAUUAUCUUAUUCCUCAACAGUUUUAAACUAAAAUUAUAAUUAUAUAUAUUAUUUAUUCUUCCUAAUUAUAUUAAUCCUAAUCCAAUUUUCCUGCCUAAACCUUAUAUAACUUAUAUUUUCUGAUUUGCUUUUUGCUUCCUAACCUUUAUUUUGAAAGUGGCAAAUAACACUUGGUGUUGGGUCCAAAAAGAAAAAAAAAAAAAAAAAAGAAAAUAAGUAGGUAAUUAAGUAACCUUUGAUCUCCCUCGUUUUAGGUUUUAGUUCUACUGCAAAUUAAUUCUUAUUGACUUAUAAGUUAGUAAAUAAGUAUGUCAUUAUCACCAGAAGUAUUGCUGAAUGCAGUUACUCGAUCGAUAUGCAUAUCAAAGUUAAAAGAACUUCCAAUAUUUUUAAGCAAAGAGGUAACGUAUAAAACCAAAGCCUCUGUUUUAGUACCAUUAUGUAUUGAAAACGACCAAGUUUGCCUGUUAUAUACUCUAAGAUCGUCUAAUUUGAGCAAUCACAGCGGACAAGUUUCUUUUCCUGGUGGUAAAAUGGAUAAAAAUGAAGAUGUUUAUGAGACUGCUUUACGGGAAACUGAAGAGGAAAUUGGAAUAUCUCGUGAACACAUCGAUAUUUGGAGUAAAAUGCCUCAAGUCCAGGGUCGUGAUAGAAAUAUAGCUAUAACACCAGUUAUAGGCCUACUUAGAAAUUACCACAGAGAUAAUCUUAGACCUAAUCUAGGAGAAGUUGAGGAAAUAUUCACAGUUCCAAUGAAAACAUUUUGUGAUGUUAAUAAUCAUGCACACUUAGAGUAUGACGGUAUAAUAAUACCUGUAUUUUUGAAUGAAAAGCAUAAAAUUUGGGGAAUAACAGGAAUGAUCACUCAUUUAUUCUUAUCGUGUUUUUUACCUGAAAAGUUAUAUAAUGUCAAUUUCAUGAGAAGAAAAUUCACUUUGGAUGAACUAAUGCCUUCUAAACUCUGAGUGGUGAUGUUAAAAUAUGUAUCGAUCUACAUGGAUAGAUAGGUACUAAAUGACUUAAAUAAGUAUAUACCUUCAUUUUUGUAUUCAUGUUUCAAUAUAAAAUAUUGAUAAAGGUUUUAAGUAUAAAUUAGAAUAAUUAAAUAAACCCAAUAAAUAAACUGUGAUAGUAAAAAAUUAACAUUUUUGGACACAUUGCCAGAAAGAUAAUUGACAAAUUAGAAAAUCUGCUGAUAACUGGCCAGGUAUUCGGAAGAAGACCAGACAAGUCCAAUGCUCUGGACUCCGAUGCAGGACUAGAUAAACUCGACUCUCAUCACCUCGGUCCAUGUUGCCAUCCACACCGCUGAGGAUAGACAGAGAGGGUGUUGGAUUGUCAGGAGAAAGUUAUUCAGUGAGGUUACGACCCUCAAUAUUAGGAUUAUCAAUGCAAGAAGCAAGAGUAAAAAAGUGACCCAGUCGCAAUAUAUUAUUAUUGUUGUUAAUAAUGACAAACGACAAAAUGUAUAUAAUGUAUGACCUUGGAUUUAUUAUUUCUGAUGUUUCAAAUACUUCACAAGUUAUCGUUGUCACUAAAGUUUUAUAUGUCAACAUUGAAAAUUGUAUGGAAAUCCGUAAAAAUUAAAAGCGAGAUUAAAUUGAAGAA
This is a messenger RNA of Bombyx mori (domestic silkworm), 3153 nucleotides long. RefSeq lists its product as uncharacterized. The coding region runs from base 145 to 1584 and encodes 479 amino acids. NCBI's taxonomy places the organism in Eukaryota, Metazoa, Arthropoda, Insecta, Lepidoptera, Bombycidae. Gene Ontology annotation, molecular function: nucleic acid binding; RNA-DNA hybrid ribonuclease activity. The transcript has 2 exons. The record is from RefSeq and is a predicted model, not a curated record. Gene Ontology annotation, biological process: DNA replication, removal of RNA primer.